Biomphalaria glabrata is the source of this 898-nucleotide messenger RNA. RefSeq lists its product as uncharacterized. The transcript is spliced from 4 exons. Lineage: Eukaryota; Metazoa; Mollusca; Gastropoda; Planorbidae. The record is from RefSeq and is a predicted model, not a curated record. Bases 260 to 574 code for a protein of 104 amino acids.
ACGCCUAGGGAUAACUCAGCCUACAGACGAACGAGAGGCUGCUGUAAAGCAUAUAUAAGUCUGAGGACAGACAGAACUUUCUCUUUAUCAACCCAUUCGUUAUAUUUUAGAUUUAACACGCACGCACGCGUUCACACACACACACACAUACACGCCAAACGAACGCAAGACUUUUAUUUUUAUAGUUGAUUUUAUUUUCGUUUCGGCAGUGCGGCCGCUGUUUUAGAGCUAACGGCACCCAAACAGUAAUUUGGUGACCAUGACGAACAGCUGCGUCUACUUUCUGGUCGUCUGCCUUGCCUUACUUCACAUGAGCCAAGCCCAGAACUACCACUUCAGUAACGGCUGGUACGCUGGGAGGAAGAGGUCGGCACCCACUUACCCCAGUCAGUCUCCUAUCUUUGACAGCGAAACAGGCUCGUCGUCCAUUGAUGCCUCUUGUAAUAUAAGUCCUGAGUCCAUUUUCUUAAUCAACAAAAUAUUGCAGGAGGAAGUGGCAAGAAUACAAAAGGUGUGUACAUCGGGACCUUCCAGCGGACUCAGGGCAUUGCUAGAGAGCACAGACUCCAACUAGACAAAGGUAGCAGUCCUUCUGAACAUCUCUAACUGUAUGACUGAGUCAAGAAGAAAAUAAAAGCUACUUCACAAUUGUAAUGAAAAAUUCCAAGUACAGAAAAUGUUUUUUUUUUUUUUUGGGGGGGGGGGGAUGAAUUCCAAAGAUAUUGUUUGGUUUGGUUCAAACGUCACCUAAACACAUGCUACAACACAAAACACAUACAAAGUGCAAUGGGAAUAACAAAGUAAACUUAAUGAAAUCAAUAAAUGACAAUAUUAAAUCCACCAACAGUAUUGAUUGCAUGCCUGUUUUCAUAAAUAAAUCGACUUUUAACAUUUUCAA